GCAUCACUAGUUGGUGUUGGUACAAGCCUUUAUAUCAACAAAGAGGAAGAAGUGGGAAAUGGCUCAAGGCAACACCCUACAGUACAACUCCUCUGACGAAGAGGCUCUAACAGAGCACUAUGAAAUCCUAAAGACCCUUGGUCGGGGAGCAUUUGGAGAAGUAAAAUUGGCUAGCCAUCUACUCACCCAGACAAGGGUAGCAGUAAAAGUUCUUCCAAAAGGCACAAAGAAUAGCUUCAUCAAAUCAGAAAUUGAAAUAAUGAAAUCUCUAGACCAUCCCAAUAUCAUUAAACUUCUGCACAUAAUCGACACCACAAAUACCACGUACAUAGUUAUGGACUAUGCCAUAGGCGGAGAGCUGAUGGACAGGAUUGUGGAGUUUGGCUACCUACAGGAGGAGGAGUCCCGUAAGGUAUUUAAACAGAUGGUAUGUGCCCUUCAGUAUUGUCACAUGAAAGGGAUUGUUCACAGGGAUCUAAAGCCUGAAAAUAUUUUAGUGGACGGCAAAGGAAAUAUAAAACUCAGUGAUUUUGGGCUGGGCACCAAGCUUACCCUGGGGCAGAAGCUAGCACAUUUCUGUGGGACCGUUCCUUAUUGUGCCCCAGAAGUCUUUAAAGGUGGAAGCUACGAUGGCCGAGCAACCGACAUCUGGAGUUUGGGGGUUGUACUCUACUUUAUGUCUACAGGGUGCCUCCCUUUCAAGGGAACUGCCUUUGUAGGAAUAAAGGAGCAGAUCUUGGUGGGAAAGUACUCUGUUGAAUUCAAGCUGUCGCCAGAGCUUUGGGAUCUUAUUGCUAAGUUGUUAACUAUAAAUCCUGGAGAAAGACCAACAAUAGAUGAUGUUGUGGGCUUUCAAUGGCUGAAGCAUGGCAAUGAAGGUUCUCCCAAUCCCUUUAGAGAGAACGAUGAGGACAGAUACCCAGACCCCACUGUGAUGGCCAUCAUGGGUGUCAUGGGUUAUAAGCAAGAACAGAUACUGGAAGCUUUACACGAGAAGAAGUUUGAUCAAGUGAUGGCCACCUACUUGAUUCUUAGGCAGCAGUCACCCUGGGAAGACAUUACAAAAGAUCUUCAGCCCAAGCAGUCUGCUGGAACCUUGAACCUUACAGGCCCUCCCACAACACCUAAAGUGACUAUCAAGAGGGGAUCUAGUGUCUCUAUCCUUUCCACUUCUUCCAGUUUGCACACUCUAACUGAGAGUCCUGAGAAUGACAAAAAGGGGAGAACGAGGUACAGUAGGCCUCCCACCCUGAACUGCCCUGACAAGAAAACAGCCCCCAUUCACAGAAUCUGCCCCCAGUGUGUGCAUGAGGCUAAUUUCAUGAACAGCACCUCGGGGGAUUCAGAGAGCACUAUUAACACCUCCGAUGAAAUAUGUACCACAGUGUCUUGCCCCCAGUGUGUACAUGAGGCUAAUUUCUCGAACAGCACCUCGGGGGAUUCAGAGAGCACUAUUAACACCUCCGAUGAAAUAUGUACCACAGUGUCCUGCCCCCAGUGUGUACAUGAGGCUAAUUUCACGAACAGCACCUCGGGGGAUUCAGAGAGCACUGUUAACACCUCCGAUGAAAUAUGUACCACAGUGUCCUGCCCCCAGUGUGUACAUGAGGCUAAUUUCACGAACAGCACCUCGGGGGAUUCAGAGAGCACUGUUAACACCUCCGAUGAAAUAUGUACCACAGUGUCCUGCCCCCAGUGUGUACAUGAGGCUAAUUUCACGAACAGCACCUCGGGGGAUUCAGAGAGCACUGUUAACACCUCCGAUGAAAUAUGUACCACAGUGUCCUGCCCCCAGUGUGUACAUGAGGCUAAUUUCACGAACAGCACCUCGGGGGAUUCAGAGAGCACUGUUAACACCUCCGAUGAAAUAUGUACCACAGUGUCCUGCCCCCAGUGUGUACAUGAGGCUAAUUUCACGAACAGCACCUCGGGGGAUUCAGAGAGCACUGUUAACACCUCCGAUGAAAUAUGUACCACAGUGUCCUGCCCCCAGUGUGUACAUGAGGCUAAUUUCACGAACAGCACCUCGGGGGAUUCAGAGAGCACUGUUAACACCUCCGAUGAAAUAUGUACCACAGUGUCCUGCCCCCAGUGUGUACAUGAGGCUAAUUUCACGAACAGCACCUCGGGGGAUUCAGAGAGCACUGUUAACACCUCCGAUGAAAUAUGUACCACAGUGUCCUGCCCCCAGUGUGUACAUGAGGCUAAUUUCACGAACAGCACCUCGGGGGAUUCAGAGAGCACUGUUAACACCUCCGAUGAAAUAUGUACCACAGUGUCCUGCCCCCAGUGUGUACAUGAGGCUAAUUUCACGAACAGCACCUUGGGGGAUUCAGAGAGCACUGUUAACACCUCCGAUGAAAUAUGUACCACAGUGUCCUGCCCCCAGUGUGUACAUGAGGCUAAUUUCACGAACAGCACCUCGGGAGAUUCAGAGAGCACUGUUAACACCUCCGAUGAAAUAUGUACCACAGUGUCCUGCCCCCAGUGUGUACAUGAGGCUAAUUUCACGAACAGCACCUCGGGGGAUUCAGAGAGCACUGUUAACACCUCCGAUGAAAUAUGUACCACAGUGUCCUGCCCCCAGUGUGUACAUGAGGCUAAUUUCACGAACAGCACCUCGGGGGAUUCAGAGAGCACUGUUAACAGUUCCGAUGAAAUAUGUACCACAGUGUCUUGCCCCCAGUGUGUACAUGAGGCUAAUUUCACGAACAGCACCUCGGGGGAUUCAGAGAGCACUGUUAACACCUCCGAUGAAAUAUGUACCACAGUGUCUUCAGCACUGGAAACUUAUUCCAGUAAGUUAUCCUGGAAUGUGUCCGAAGCUGGCCCUAACAAAUCAAAGAGCAAGGCGUCCUCACAGGAUGUUUUAUCUCAUCACACCACUAUGGAGGAAGUUCAGUGCAGAGACGUCAACAUACAAGGUGAAAUUAUCGGUUCAUCUCUCCCACAAACCUCACCUCAGGAGGACCUCAGAGGACAGCCCCACAGCAUGUCUACUGCUGGUCAGAGAGAUGAAAGGAGCAGCUCAUCUCUCCUACAAACUGCACCUCAGGAGGACCUCAGAGGACAGCCCCACAGCAUGUCUACUGCUGGUCGGAGAGGUGAAAGGAGCAGCUCAUCUCUCCUACAAACUGCACCUCAGGAGGACCUCAGAGGACAGCCCCUCAGUGUUGCUACAGCUGCUUCAAAGAACAACAUGACCUCACAAGAUAGAUCAACUCCAUUCUCCAGCAAGGAGGCCCAGGAUGAGGGUCCGAUUGUACAAGAAAAAGACCUCAGCCCAUCCUCCCCAGAAAUACCUCAGGGACACCUCAGUGGCCGGAGACAGACUGCACCCAGAGCCCCCUUUAGAAAGCGGGCUUGGAGGAGCCUACAGAGCAGGAUUAUAAAAGGCCUGAGAAGUUUAUGCUGCUGCAUACCAACAGAAAAGAGGGAGCGCCUAGGCUGCAACAAAAUCCUGCCUGUGACCUUAGAGGACCAUGGAGGGAGCCAAGGUAACAGUGCUGUUGGAGGCACUGUGCUCCCCCAAAGCUGAAACCAGAGAGUGAAGAGCAGCAUGCUGAGGAUGCACAGGGCCGCUGGAGAGAGCCAGUGUGAUCGUCAUUCCAGCUACCUGUCGCCAGGUGUACCAUGAGCCAUUAGAAGAGAGAGCAGCACCGCAAGCAGAGGAGGACCCCAGAGGGCCUGCCCAGUUUGUAUGUGUUCAAGAUGAGUAUUGCUGACCAGGUUGGAGCCAGACACAGAGGAGGAACGAGUUUGCAGGGAGUGUCCAUCUUGUGCUCAUUUGGGAAGGUAGAGUGUGUGGGAACAGGUGAGUCCAUUAGUUAUGGUGCAGCUCUCAGCACCAUCCUGAACUACUAGACAGCUUGCUUCCCAUCCCCACCAGAUCCAGACACCUUCAUAACUCACCCCAGCACUAUUACUGCUGAACUGCUUGUUGCUUUGCAACCUGAGUCAUAUGGAUGCACUCUUCUGUACUCUGUAUCUGGACAGACAGGGACACACACACACAUACACACACACACACACACACACACACACACACACACACACACACACGUUUCUCCCAAUGUACCUCGUGCACAGUUGACACUAGUGAAGUUUGCUUGAACUGGAGAGGACUCCCAUUCCAAGAAAGGGCAUCCGGUCCUGUGCAAGGGAAGGCCCACCAGCUGUGCUUUGAGUGGAAGCAAGGUGAAGUCUGGAGUGUUUGACAGUUGGAUUCAGAGAUGGAGCUGGUUCCAAGCGUGAUCGUGGAUAGAAUCUGUUGAUGGAAAAACAAUGGCAACCCCCGGCCUGACAGUGGACAUGGCUGGUGCUGAAGCUUUGUGUCUCCAGGCAGCAGGCUGGGAAAGACUUUUGCUGCCUGUAUGACCCUAUGCUGGGGCUACCAAGGAGACUCCUGGGACUACACUCAGCAAGGGACAUUUUCAACUGGAUGGUGCUUAGAGCAGGAGAUGCCACUCAAGCCCUAAUACACUGGAUGGAAGGGGGAACACACAGGUCUCCUUGAUGGAAGAGGCUUCUGAUUGACAGAGAAUUUGGGCCAGAGGCUUACAAGCAGAUGGACUAAGAGCAACAAAAGAAAAUGUCUACUGAUCCAGGUGAAGAUCAGCCAUCGAGGAUAUGCUCAGAGAGCUGGGCAUAAGAUUGCUCUGCAGAAGUGUUACCAAGAAAGACAGGCACCAGACAAAAAGAUAUACGGCACAAAUAUCUGAAUAAAGAGAUUGUUUUCUUGCUACAAUAAAUUCCUUUGUAUAUUUGAA
Molecule: messenger RNA, 4769 nt
Organism: Peromyscus eremicus (cactus mouse)
Lineage: Eukaryota; Metazoa; Chordata; Mammalia; Rodentia; Cricetidae
Product: sperm motility kinase-like
Exons: 7
Coding region: 59-3538 (1159 amino acids)
Biological process (GO): microtubule cytoskeleton organization; intracellular signal transduction; protein phosphorylation
Cellular component (GO): cytoplasm
Molecular function (GO): ATP binding; protein serine/threonine kinase activity; tau-protein kinase activity
Source: RefSeq, a predicted model, not a curated record